GUCGUUCGCGGAUUCCUCCAGCUGCCUUGAUUAGUUGCAAACGGCACGUGUCCAUGGUCAGUUCGAUUGGUUGUUAGUCGGAGAAGUAAUAGGGUUGUAGAAUUGGUAUCCGGGUAUUCGCGCGCGUAUUCCGAACCUUACGUGUUUGUUCAGCAGAUUAAGCACUGUGACGAUUGGAAUAUCUCUCGUGUAUGUUUGCUAAACCUCCUCCAAGGGGGAAAUUGGUGGACGAGAAUCCGUGGAACGGGGAGGCGUGGAGUUGUUUUUACUUGACGUAGAGAGCUGAUUGCAUGCAGCCAGUCCAGCGUGUGUCCAAACACAGAUCAGAGGAUUAGCUACAAGAAAAGGAUUACCGUUAUCCGAUUGGUGCUGGUGCUUCCGCGCGUGGUUUUAAUUAAAUGGGCGUAGUGGGCGGAGAGCAGUGAGAUUGGAAUCAGCUUUGGAGGUUGAUAAAGUGUUCCCUAACGGCUUAGCUGUUCCCGGAAGUGGCCGAGCAAAGAGUGUGUGAAGAUUGGUAGUGGACCAACGGCAACAGUGUCGCCUUGGUAUGCUUUUGGGUGAUCCAAAGCCCAAACCUCGGUGCUGCGAUGAAACCGAAUGAGCUCUCAUGGGUGGUAUUUGUAAUGUGCUCGCUGGUACCUGGGAAGUGGUCACCUUUAAAGUGCAGGAUCUCGUCAGUGCUGCGAUUGCUGUUGUUGUUACUAUUAUCGCUGUUUGUAGUUUGGGCGCAAGUGGUCCCCUGUCGGGCGAAGGUGUUUUUACCACUACAAGCUUGGUGACUAGUGCCGGUGUCAUCACUGUUGCUGUUGUUGCUGCUGUUCUACGUCCAACGCCUCCACCCUGUUCAGCUGCCGGAAGUGAUGGUAGAUCCACUUAAAAUCUUCUGGGUACUCACAAACAGCACGUAUCUAGUUACCAAAUUCAUCCGUAUCGGAAUUGCCGACAAGAAUGACAAUCCACCGUACUUCGACAAGGCCCUCUACGAGGCGGAGGUUGACGAAAACGAGGACAUCCAGCACACGGUCCUCACCGUCACCGCCAAGGAUCACGAUGAGUCCUCGCGUAUUCGAUAUGAGAUCACGAGCGGUAACAUAGGCGGUGCCUUUGCAGUGAAAAAUAUGACGGGUGCCAUCUACGUCGCUGGCGCCCUGGAUUACGAGACGAGAAAGCGAUACGAGCUUCGUCUAGCCGCAUCAGAUAACCUGAAGGAAAACUACACCACCGUCGUCAUUCACGUCAAGGACGUUAACGAUAACCCACCGGUGUUCGGCCGGCCAACGUACCAAGCGCAGAUCACCGAGGAGGAUGAUCGGAAUCUGCCCAAACGCAUCCUGCAGGUUACGGCAACCGAUGGCGACAAGGACCGACCGCAGAACAUCGUGUACUUCCUGACCGGGCAGGGUAUCGAUCCGGACAACCCGGCCAACAGCAAGUUCGACAUCAAUCGAACCAGCGGGGACAUCUUUGUGCUGAAGCCGCUGGACCGGGACCAACCGAACGGACGGCCCCAGUGGCGCUUCACGGUGUUUGCCCAGGACGAGGGCGGCGAGGGACUGGUCGGCUACGCGGACGUGCAGGUCAACCUGAAGGAUAUCAACGACAACGCUCCGAUCUUCCCGCAGGGUGUGUACUUUGGCAACGUUACCGAGAACGGAACGGCCGGUAUGGUUGUGAUGACGAUGACGGCCGUCGAUUAUGACGAUCCUAAUGAGGGUACAAACGCCAAGCUGAUAUAUUCGAUCGAAAAGAACGUGAUAGAAGAGGAAACCGGAUCGCCGAUAUUCGAAAUCGAAGCGGACACCGGUGUUAUCAAAACGGCCGUAUGCUGUCUGGAUCGAGAACGAACACCGGACUACUCCAUACAAGUAGUUGCGAUGGAUGGCGGGGGGUUGAAAGGGACUGGGACGGCCUCUAUACGCGUCAAGGAUAUAAACGAUAUGCCGCCGCAGUUUACCAAGGAUGAGUGGUUCACCGAGGUGGACGAAACGGAUGGAACGAACCUGCCGGAGAUGCCCAUUCUCACGGUGACGGUUCACGACGAGGACGAAACGAACAAGUUCCAGUACAAGGUAAUUGACAACAGUGGCUACGGAGCGGACAAGUUCACCAUGGUGCGAAACAACGACGGUACGGGAAGCUUGAAGAUUGUGCAGCCACUGGAUUAUGAAGAUCAGCUGCAGAGCAAUGGGUUCAGGUUCCGAAUUCAGGUGAACGACAAAGGAGAAGACAAUGAUAAUGACAAAUACCACGUAGCAUAUUCGUGGGUGGUUGUGAAACUUAGAGAUAUUAAUGAUAACAAACCUCAAUUCGAGCGGCCGAACAUAGAAGUGUCGGUUUACGAGAACGCCGACGUGGGUAAAACGCUGGAAACGUUCAAAGCCACCGAUCCGGAUCAAGGUGGCCGCAGCAAAGUUUCCUACGCCAUUGAUCGAUCAUCCGAUCGGCAGAGACAGUUCUCAAUCAACCAGGAAGGCACAGUCACCAUCCAGCGACAGCUGGAUCGUGAAGUCACCCCAAGACAUCAGGUCAAGAUCCUCGCAAUCGAUGACGGAAUACCACCGAAAACUGCCACUGCAACACUUACCGUGAUAGUCCAAGACAUUAACGAUAACCCCCCGAAGUUCCUCAAAGACUACCGCCCGGUUCUUCCGGAACAUGUUCCUCCCCGAAAAGUCGUGGAAAUCCUUGCCACCGACGAUGACGAUCGCUCCAAGAGCAACGGACCGCCGUUCCAGUUCCGUCUGGACCCCGGUGCGGACGAUAUCAUCCGGGCUUCGUUCAAGGUCGAACAGGAUCAGAAGGGUGCCAACGGAGACGGUAUGGCGAUCGUGUCCUCGCUGCGAUCGUUCGACCGCGAGCAGCAGAAAGAGUACCUGAUUCCGAUCGUGAUCAAAGAUCACGGCAAUCCAGCCAUGACCGGUACCAGCACGCUGACGGUGGUGAUAGGCGACGUCAAUGACAAUAAGAUGCAACCCGGGGCGAAGGAGAUAUUCGUGUAUAAUUACUUGGGGCAGGCACCGGAUACGCAAAUAGGACGGGUCUACGUGUACGAUCUGGAUGACUGGGAUCUUCCGGAUAAGAAGUUCCACUGGGAGACGAACCACGAGCAUCCGAGGUUCAAGCUGGACGAGGACACCGGUAUGAUUACGAUGCGAACGGGAACGAAAGACGGGCGGUACAAUUUGCGGUUCAAGGUGUACGAUCGGAAGCAUACGCAGGCGGAUGUUCCGGCGAACGUUACGGUAACGGUGCGGGAGAUUCCUCACGAUGCGGUGAUCAAUAGUGGAUCGAUUCGGAUAGCGGGCAUAACGGACGAAGAUUUUAUACGAGUGUGGAACUAUAGGACUCAGACGGUGGCCAAGAGUAAGUUGGAUCGGUUUAAGGACAAGUUGGCCGAUUUGUUGAAUACGGAUCGGGAGAACGUGGACGUGUUUAGCGUUCAGCUGAGGAGAAAGCAUCCCCCGCUGACCGAUGUGCGGUUCUCGGCGCACGGAUCACCUUAUUACAAACCUGUGAGACUGAAUGGAAUAGUGUUGAUGCAUCGCGAGGAGAUUGAGAAGGACGUAGGUAUUAAUAUAACGAUGGUUGGAAUCGACGAGUGCUUGUACGAGAAUCAGAUGUGCGAGGGAUCGUGUACGAAUACGUUGGACAUUAGCUCGCUGCCUUAUAUGGUGAAUGCGAACAAGACAUCGCUGGUUGGGGUGAGGGUAGAUGUGUUGGCGGAGUGUACGUGCGGUGCGAGGAACUUCAGUAAGGCGGAAUCGUGCCGAUCGUCUCCGUGUUACAAUGGCGGCCGGUGUAUGGAAACGCGUUAUGGAUUGACCUGCUCGUGUCCUACGGGGUACACGGGACCACGGUGUCAGCAGACGACAAGGAGCUUCCGAGGUAACGGAUGGGCGUGGUACCCUCCGCUGGAUAUGUGCGAUGAUUCACAUUUGAGUUUUGAGUUUAUUACGCGGAAGUCGGAUGGUUUGCUGUUGUACAACGGACCGAUUGUUCCACCGGAGCGAGAUGAGCUGCUCGUUUCUGAUUUUAUUUCCGUUGAGUUGGAGAGAGGCUACCCAAGACUGCUGAUUGAUUUUGGUUCUGGCACGUUGGAGCUGAGGGUCAAGACCAAAACUACCCUGGACAAUGGCGAGUGGCACAGGUUGGACAUAUUCUGGGAUACGGAGAAUGUUCGGAUGGUUGUGGAUUACUGCAAAUCAGCGGAAGUUAACGAGAUGGAAGACGGCUCAACUCCGGAGUUCGACGAUGCGACUUGUCAGGCACGGGGGACGAUACCACCGUUUAACGAGUACUUGAAUGUCAAUGCUCCUCUGCAGAUUGGAGGAUUUUAUCGGGAGCAGUUUGAUCCAACGCACUACAGGUGGAACUACAUGCCGAUGGGUAAAGGAUUCGAUGGAUGUAUAAAGAACUUGGUGCAUAAUAGUAAACUGUACGAUUUGGCACAUCCGGGGUUGUCCAGGAACAGUGUGGCAGGUUGUCCGCAGACAGAGGAAGUGUGCAGUCAGAGUGAGCAAACCUCACGAUGCUGGGAGCAUGGCAAUUGCGUUGGCAGUUUCACGGAAGCCAGAUGCCAGUGUAGACCCGGAUGGACCGGCCCGGCUUGCAACAUUCCAACGAUACCAACGACCUUCAAACAGCAGAGUUAUGUUAAGUACGCGUUGAGCUUUGAACCGGAUAGAUUUAGCACGCUGGUUCAGCUGAGGUUCAGAACGAGAGAGCAACACGGCGAAUUGUUCCGAGUGAGCGAUCAACACAAUCGCGAGUACGGAAUUCUGGAGAUCAAGGAUGCUAGGUUGAGGUUCCGGUACAACUUGAACUCGUUGCGAACGGAAGAACGAGACAUUUGGCUGAAUGCGAUCGCGGUGGAUGAUGGACAGUGGCAUGUGGUGCGAGUGAAUCGACAUGGAUCAGCAGCAACGCUAGAGCUGGAUGGUGGUGAAGGCAGGAGGUAUAACGAAACGUUCACGUUUGAUGGACAUCAGUGGUUGCUGGUGGACAAACAGGAAGGUGUUUAUGCUGGUGGUAAAGCGGAAUACACUGGUGUGAGGACGUUUGAAGUUUAUGCCGACUACCAGAAGAGCUGUUUGGAUGACAUCAGACUUGAGGGCAAACAUUUGCCGCUUCCGCCAGCGAUGAAUGGAACGCAGUGGGGCCAGGCGACCAUGGCUCGUAAUCUCGAGCGAAAUUGUCCGUCCAACAAGCCGUGUGCCAACGUUAUCUGUCCGGAUCCAUUCGAAUGUGUGGAUCUGUGGAAUGAAUACGAGUGCACUUGUGGUGAAGGCCGGGUCAUGUCGCCCGACGGCAAAGGCUGCAUGGACCGGAACGAGUGUCUGGAUCUGCCCUGCCUGAACGGGGGCAUCUGCAUCAAUCAGGAGCCGAAGUUGCGCUACCGUUGCGACUGCCCGGACGGAUUCUGGGGCGAAAAUUGCGAACUCAUCCAGGAGGGCCAGACGCUGAAGCUGAGCAUGGGCGCACUGGCUGCCAUUCUUGUGUGUCUGCUAAUCAUAUUGAUCCUGGUCCUAGUGUUUGUGGUGUACAACCGAAGGCGUGAGUCGCACAUCAAGUACCCGGGACCGGAUGACGACGUCCGGGAGAACAUCAUCAAUUACGACGACGAGGGCGGCGGCGAGGACGACAUGACCGCCUACGACAUUACACCGCUGCAGAUUCCGAUCGGACCGAUGCCGGAGCUGACGCAGUGCAAAAUGCCACCACUAAUGUAUCCGGUCAUGACGAUGGGACCGGGCCACGAACCCAACGUGGGUAUGUUCAUCGAGGAGCACAAGAAACGGGCGGACAGCGAUCCAAAUGCGCCACCGUUCGAUGAUCUGAGGAACUAUGCGUACGAGGGCGGUGGCAGUACGGCCGGUUCGCUCAGCUCGCUACAAUCAGGUACCGACGACGAGGUGCAGGAGUUCGAUUACCUGGACGCGUGGGGUCCCCGCUUCGAUAAGCUGGCCAACAUGUACGGCGACCACCAUCCGACCGAGCUCGACGAGCUACAUUAAGCGAGGGCGUAAUGGUGAGUAAGUACGACGAGGAGGAGGAGGAGGAGGACGAGAAGUGGGUGGUAAACUAGAGUCUUGCCAUUCUUGAUGCUGCUAGUCAUACAAAGAGUCCGCGGCGGUGGUAAAUCAGUCAGUCAGAGCGCACAUGUAAUUUCCAAACCAGAAGAAUUGAACAUCAUCGAAGGAGGGAAACCGCGAGCCAUCAUCGUGUGCCGGGGUAUCUGUUGUUCCUUCGAAAGAGACUGCCUCCUUCCUACCACACCAUACAAAGAAGCAGAGGAGCAUCACACGGGAUGGUGCCAGUUCGUACGGCUGCUGGGACCGAGGCUAGGUGAUUGAAGUUAUGUUUUAAAUGCAGGUUUUCAGUUCAGUUUAUAUCUGAAUCGGUCUGACGAGGUGGGACGGGGUGGAGGUUUGUACCAUAAACGAUGAUAAACGUGGGGUGGGGAUAGCGCGCGCAACUAAAGAAAGCUAAACCAAAGUUUAAUUAUUAACGUUGAUGAGGGAUGAUUGGGGCGGGGAGCUUUACUGGUGGGAGAAUGGGAGGUGGAGCGAUGAAAUAUGAUCAAGUGAUUUUUUUUCCGCGAGAGAAAGUUCAUCAUGGAAGUUGCUGCUCCUUGCUCUGUAAUGAAGACGAUGACUUAAAAAUGCUAUGAGGGGUAGACCGCCCUGUGUGUUCCUCCUGUUAUCCUGCCGGGAAAGCUUCCUUGAACAGACCAUCCUUGUGGCAGCAUACUACAAGCGGCGGGGGAUAGAGCAGUUCGCUCGUUUUGAGCGAGAAGAUUAUUAUUAUUCCGGUGAUUCAACUAUAUACUUAUAUCAACGAGUUUUUAAUGAGUGAUGUUCUCGUUCGGGAGAUUUUUUUGGUGAAAUUUACACAUAGGGAAGAGAGAAGACAAGCUCAUAUACACUAACAGAUAUACAGAGUACUCUUGAACAGGACAGACCUACACCUACACUGAACACAAGUUACACAAAAAAAACGAACACGCAAUUAUACACAGAUGAACCGGGAUAGAAACACAUAACAAAUCUAGGGUGUAGUAAUUUAUUAGAGAUUUUCGUUAUUAUUUUUAUUCAAAUGCCGAAACACUUGAUAGCGAUGUUACAUUAUGUUACAAAUUUGAUGCCAAAAGUUUAAUGACUGAUCUAUUGGGAGCUGUCGAAUUGUCGUUAGCAACUUUACUUGACUAUGUUUAAAGGCUUCAGAAAGUUUCGUAUUACUGUCUAAUUCAAAUUAUAAUCUCAGGAAAUUCCUUGACAUCCUUCAGAGGAGUCCUCGAGAAAUUCUUCAGGGAAUUUCUUGAUUUAUUCCUUAAGGAAUUUUUUCUAAGAAAUGUUUCAGGGAAAUCUUCAGGCAAUGCAUCGGGGAAUUUCUCAGGAUAUUUCUCGGGGAUUUCUUCAGGACAUUUAUCAUGGAAUUUUUGAGAAAAUUCCUCAGGGACAUUCCUAGAAAAUUCCUCAAUAAUAUUCUCAGAGAAUUUCUCAGAAGAUUUCUCAAGAAAUUUCUCAGGGGAUUUCCUAAUUUUCCUAGGAAAAUAAAACUUAAUUGGAGAUUCCUCAUGGAAUUUCCUCAAGACCUUCAGCAGGGAUUCCUCAAGAAACUCUUUCUCAGGAAACUUCUCAGGCAAUUCCUCAGAAAAUAGUUUCAUCGAGUUUCUUGGGAAAUUCCUCAGGAACAUUCUCAGCAAAUGAUUUUCCAAUGAUAUUCUCGGGAAAUUUCUCAGAUAAUUCCUCAAGACCUUUCACUGUGAAUUCCCCAAAAAUUUGUCAAUGUACUACUCAGAGGACUGCUCGAAAUUCCUCAGGGAAUUCUUCAAAGAAUUUCUAAUGCAAUUCUUCAAGAAAUUCCUUGGGGAAUUACUUAGUUGAUCCCUUAGAUAUUUUUCAGAACGAGAUGAACCAGCCGAGGGCUGAAAAUCUCGAAAAUAAAGAAAAAUAAUAAUAUUUAUUUUUCAGAAUUUUUUUGAGUGAAUUCUUCAGGAAAUUCAAUUAAAUCCCAUUCCAAGAAAUCUCUAAGGAAUUCCUUGGGGACUUCAACAGGAAAUACAUCAACAAAAUCCUCAAGGAAAUGCGCAUGGAAUUUAUCCGACAAUUCCCCAGAGAAUUCCUCAGGGAAUUCCUGACUGAUUUUUUUUUUCGGUAUGCUUAUAGGAUUUCUCUAGGAACUCGUCAGAGAAUACAUCGCGGAAUUUCUUAAAAAAAAAUUUCAGAAAAUAGCUUGGGGAUUUGCUCAAAAAAUCCCAAGGGAAGUGUUUUUGAAAUUUCCCACGGAUUUUUUUUUUUGAGGAUUUGUGCAGGCAAUUACUUAAUGAUGUUGCUUAGAGAUAUUCGAAUUCCUUAGGGGAUUAUUUGAGAAAUUACUUAGGAAAUUCCUUAAGAAAUUCCUCAGGAAAUUCCUCAAAGAAUACCUUAGGAAACUCAUCAAAGAAUUCUUCAGGUUAUUCCUCAAGGAUUUCUUCAAAAAUUUUCUGAAGGAUUUUCUUAAAGAAUUCCUCCACAAGUAAUUUUUCAAGGAAUUUCUCGUAGAUUUUUUAGAGAAUCUCUUAGGAUUCAUCAUGGAAUUCAGAGAAUUCCUCUGGGAUUUUUUCUGGAAGUUCCUCAGUGAAUACCUCUGGGAAUCCUGCAGAGGAUUCCUCAGAGGAUUACUCAGAGGAAAUUUCUCAGAAAAUCUUUCAGGGAAUUGAGAGAUGCCGAGGGCUGAAAAUCUCCGUAAUAAAGUUUCAAUAAUAAUUUCAGGGAAUUUCUCAGUUGAUCCCCUAGAUAUUUUUCAUAUACAUUUUUUGAGAGAAUUUCUCAGGAUAUUCCUUAGGGUGUUUUAGGAAGAAUUUCUCAGGAAAUUCAAUGAAAUCCCUGUCAAGAUAUCCCCACGGAUGUCCUUGGGGACUUCAACAGGAAAUUUAUCAACAAAAUCCUCAAGGAAAUGCGCAUGGUAUUCAUCAGACAAUUCCCCAGAGACUUCCUCAUGGAAUUCUUUAGAAAAUUCCUCUAGUAAUUUACUGAAUUCUUUAGGUUUUUUAGGGAAUUUCUCAAGGAACCCGUCAGUGAAUUCAUCGUGCACUUCUUCAAAGAUUUUCUCAGCGAAUUCUUCAGAAAAUAACUCGGGGAAUUGCUCAAAAAAUUACCAAGGGAAGUCUUUAUGAAACUCCUCACGGAUUUUUUUCGAGGAUAUGUACAGGCAAUUUCUCCGUGAUAUUGAAAUAUUCGUAGAGAAUUCCUUAGGGAAUUCCUUGAGAAAUUCCUCAGGUAAUUCCACAAGGAAUACCUUAGGAAACGCAUUAAGACAUUCCUCAGGUUAUUGCCUGAAUAAUUUGACAAUUUUUCCAAGGAAUUUCUUAAAGAGUUUUUAAGGAAUCUAUUAGGAUUCAUCAGUGAGUUCGAAGAAUUCCUCUGGGAUUUUUUCAUGAAAUUCCUCAGUGAAUACCUCAGGGAACUCAUCAAAGGACUCCUCAGAGAAUUUUUCCGGAAAUUUCUCAAGAAAUCUUUGAGGGAAUUAAGAAGUGAACUACCCGAGGGCUGAAAAUCGCUAUAAUAAAGUAAUGAUAAUAAUAAUUUCUGGGAAUUCCUCAAGAACUUCCUUAAGGAUAUUUGAAGGGAAAUUAUAAGGGAAUUCCUGAAUUUAUCAGAAAAUUGCUCGGGAUAUUCCUUAGUGUUUCACGAUUAAAUCCUCAAAGAAUUCAUCAAAUAAUUCUUCAGCAUAUUCCUCAGUGAAUUUCUUAGAUAAUUAUUUUGAGAAUUCUUCAGAGAAAUCAUCAGAAAAUAGCUUGGGGCAUUUCUUUGGGGAUUCUCGAGGAAUUCCUCAAAGAGCUCCUCAGUGAAUUCAUUAUGAAGUUUUUCAAAGUGUGUGUCUAGAAUCCUAAGAAAGUUGUUUAGAAAAUUCAGCAACUUCAGGGAAUAAUGUGUAAUGGAAUUCUGUUGGUGUCUCACUCCACACGUAGUCGAGUUCUACAAUAUGUCAUCACCGAAGUUUUUACUCGCUGUAACGCAAUGUAACAUAAAUAGUUUAAUGUAAGUUUGGUUACAUUCGUUUCGUUGUUUUAAUUUGUUAAUAAUGACUCACUCAGUAUCGAAUUUUAUUUUAACCGAAACAACCACAAACACGCUGUUCCUGUUUUUUCGUCUUAAGUAAGUGAAAGUUUUUUAGUAGGAAAAACUGACUCGAAAUAUUGUUUUUAUAAAACAUCGUAAGCCUAGAAACAAACACUGAAGAUACACAGACCUAUGGAACAAGAACAAAACUAAAACAUCAAAUUGGGAGGAGCAUCACAACACUCGCUCUUACAUUUUAAAACAGCAAGUUCGAAAUCGUCAAACAUUUUUUCCAUCUAAGCGAUUUGGCAGAAAAUUAGUGUUUUGAACUCGCACAGAUUUCAGACACUGAAACAAAACGAUAACGAAAAAUAAGCUCGUAAAUUUAACGAUUAGUGUACGGGGUCACACAGAGCAACUCUAAGCUAAGUAAAUCAAAUAUACAGCACAGAAUGUGGAUUUGUGGUACUGUAAGAUCCAUUGGCCGAAAUCUACUGCGAAGUUUUAUGUAGCGCAGAUAAAUCUUAAACUGUGUGGCUAAAAAAAACAAAGAAAUUUUGACAGAAAUAAAUCGUGGCAGAACACUUGAGUGUUUUAAGGUAAAUUUAUUUAUGUCGUAAGCUAAUAUUAACGAGACAUGAUAUUGUACAUCCAAAGACUGUAAACGUUUGUUCUUAUAACAUUUUCGUUCAAUGUGAUUUAGUUUCGAAUUUUAAGAUCGAAUCGCGAAUCGAAAUGAUUCGCAAAAGUGUAAUAAAACCAGAUGUUGAAAACCAUCCUGCAGAUCCGAACAAUGAAUUCCGAAAUAUUUGGUUCACAAUCUUUGUUGUAAAUAUUGGUAGCUUGACAUCAAAACUCCGAUACCUUAGGUCCCACAUUCACACUUCCUGAUAGACAAUUCACUCACACACACACACCAACGAAGUACGGUUGCUUCGAACAACUCACAAACACUCUUUCAUUUAGAAAAAAAAACACAAAAUCGUGAAACAACUCUACGUGCGAGGUAAACGAGCAAACUGAAUAUGUAUUAUUGAAUAUUAUUAUUAUUAUCUUAGGUGAAAAGAACAAAAAACAAACGAUAUUAAUUAGUACGCUCAUUAAUCUAGGAAAGGUAUUUAAUCAAUCGCCAUUACGAAACAUAGAAAACAACGGAACACAUUUUAACCGUUUGCGACACUCAUUCACAUUUUUAUUGGUUUAUUGAGUUUCAUUUCACCAGCUGCAUUACUACGACAUUGAAACGAAACCGUUUCUGCUGUUUUACUACUUACUCACUAGAAAACAUUCACAACUACAGUUCUCAUUCCAAAAACAGUAACAAUCGCACACUCACACCUACACUCACAUAUCCCUUCUCAUUCACGCAGACUCUUAUCUCACUUCCAUAGCAGGAAACCCUAUUUCAACUAAUAAACUCAUCCCAGUAUUCAUCGAAAACUACACUCAACCAAAAACCAAAAGAAAACCGACACUGCGCGCAAUAGGGGAAUUCCGAAAUAGUUAAAUGAUGAUCCAUCUUUUUUAUCAAUAACCGAAAAAGACAACAGGAAAAAAACACUUUGUGUACAAGACGAACCUCUUCGUUAGCAAAAACACACGACGUAAGAGUACACUCGUAAGGUAAUAGAACUCAAUUCCUAAAAAAAACGAAACCAAACAGACAAACUCAAACUCAACUAAGCACACACACAAAAAAGGAUGAAAAGAUAAACAUUCACACAUUUUAGAUGCAAAUUCAAAACAAAAAAAAAUCGGAAUGAAAACUACUGAUGUUACAUUACUAGAGAAAUAAAACAAACCGAGAAACUACCAAAAUCCUAGUGUAAAUAUAGUGUUACAAUAAGUGAACGCAGAGAACGCAAACGGCUACGGCAGGAGGGUUUAAGAGAAAGAAAAUACUAAUCACGCAGAAUGGUUAAAAAAAAAACAGUUGCAUUUCAACACUACCGAGUAAUGUUUUUCUAUACCCGUCUCAAGCCGACGAUGUGUGUGCGCGGCUGGAAAACAGAAAAUAUUAUGAUAAAAGAUGUGAAAUAAAAGAAAGUACAUAAAAAAACACAGAGAACGCGGAGGAAAUAAAGGAAAAUGUUACUUAGAGAAAAAUUUUAGAACGAACUAAAACACUCACACAAACAACACACACAUCCACAUUCACACACAUUCACUUGAAAACGUGAAGAACUAAAACCUAAAACGAGUAGCUAAAGUGGGCUCACUGAAAAACACAUUCACGCGAACACAACAAAAAAAACAAAAAUGAAAUCGACGACGUUCAAUUAUGGUUUAGAACAGAGGAUAACAAAAAACAGAAAAAAAAUGCUAAAUAAAAGUACACACCUUUGGAGGGAGCACUCCGAAUGGAUGGAUGAAAUUGAA
Messenger RNA from Aedes albopictus (Asian tiger mosquito), 12422 nucleotides. RefSeq names its product neural-cadherin. NCBI's taxonomy places the organism in Eukaryota, Metazoa, Arthropoda, Insecta, Diptera, Culicidae. The coding region runs from base 861 to 6014 and encodes 1717 amino acids. The transcript is spliced from 12 exons. The record is from RefSeq and is a predicted model, not a curated record. Gene Ontology annotation, molecular function: calcium ion binding; cadherin binding. Gene Ontology annotation, cellular component: plasma membrane; catenin complex; adherens junction. Gene Ontology annotation, biological process: adherens junction organization; cell morphogenesis; calcium-dependent cell-cell adhesion.